This is a messenger RNA of Cebus imitator (Panamanian white-faced capuchin), 10425 nucleotides long. RefSeq names its product PKHD1 ciliary IPT domain containing fibrocystin/polyductin (gene PKHD1). The coding region runs from base 79 to 10425 and encodes 3448 amino acids. The record is from RefSeq and is a predicted model, not a curated record. The transcript is spliced from 60 exons. NCBI's taxonomy places the organism in Eukaryota, Metazoa, Chordata, Mammalia, Primates, Cebidae.
AGCUAUGCUGCUCCAAUCAAAACUGAAAAUGUUUUUAAUGUCUGAGCAAUCUUAAGAGUAUUGAUUGAAGUGGACAGGAUGCCUGCCUGGCUGAUCUCUCUGAUGAGUAUUGAAGUACUACUUUUGGCAGUACCUCACCUGACUUUACACAUUGAACCUGAAGAAGGUAGUCUUGCAGGGGGAACAUGGAUCACAGUCAUUUUUGAUGGUUUGGAGUCGGGUAUUCUCUACCCCAACAAUGGCUCUCAAUUGGAGAUAUACCUGGUGAAUGCGAGCAUAGUGGUGUCUGCACUGCUAAGUAUCCCCUGUGAUGUCUUUCCUGUUUUCUUGGAUUUCCCUGUGGUGACAUGCCGGACCAGAUCUCUGCGAUCUGAAGCACACGAGGGUCUGUAUUCCCUGGAAGCAUACUUCGGGGGUCAGUUGAUAAGCAGCCCAAGUCCAGGACUACGAGACAGGUGUACUUUCAAGUUUUCCAAGGCACAGACACCCAUCGUUCACCAAGUUUAUCCCUCAAGUGGAGUUCCAGGAAAACUAAUACAUGUAUAUGGCUGGAUUAUCACUGGAAGAUUGGAAACUUUUGAUUUUGAUGCUGAGUACAUUGACAGCCCAGUGAUCUUGGAAGCUCAAGGAGACAAAUGGGUUACUCCUUGCUCUCUUGUAAACAGGCAGACGGGAAGCUGUUAUCCUAUUCAGGAGGACCACGGUCUUGGGACUCUGCAGUGCCAUGUGGAAGGCGAUUACAUAGGCUCCCAGAAUGUUAGCUUCUCAGUAUUUAACAGAGGCAAGUCAAUGGUCCACAAGAAGGCAUGGCUGAUCAGCGCUAAACAGGACCUUUUCCUGUACCAGACACACUCAGAAAUAUUAUCUGUGUUUCCAGAAACUGGGAGCCUUGGGGGAAGAACAGACAUCACAAUUACAGGAGACUUCUUUGACAGUUCCGCCCAAGUUACCAUCGCAGGUAUUCCAUGUGAUAUUAGACAUGUGUCUUCCAGGAAGAUUGAGUGCACCACUCGGGCUCCAGGAAAAAAUGCGAGGCUCACCUCCCCUCAGCCAGGCAAUCGAGGGCUUCUUUUUGAAGUUGGAGAUGCUGUUGAGGGAUUGGAACUGACGGAAGCCACCCCAGGGUACAGGUGGCAGAUUGUCCCUAAUGCCAGUUCUCCAUUUGGGUUUUGGUCAAAGGAAGGACAACCUUUCAGUGCACGGCUCAGUGGGUUCUUUGUGGCUCCAGAGACAAAUAAUUACACUUUCUGGAUUCAGGCAGACAGCCAAGCUUCCUUGCAUUUCAGCUGGUCAGAGGAACCAAGGACUAAGGUGAAAGUGGCCUCCAUCAGCGUUGGCACUACUGACUGGUUUGACUCCUGGGAACAGAAUAGGGAGGAAGGGACCUGGCAGCAGAAGACUCCCAAGUUGGAGCUGUUGGGUGGAGCCAAGUACUACCUGGAAGCAGAGCAUCACGGGUUAGCCCCAAGUACAGGGAUGAGGAUUGGUGUCCAGAUUCACAACACCUGGCUGAAUCCUGAUGUGGUCACCACUUACCUCCGGGAGAAGCACCAGAUCCGAGCCCAAGCCCAGAGGCUUCCAGAAGUACAGGUGCUGAAUGUGUCAGGCAGAGGAAGCUUCUUCCUUACUUGGGACAAUGUCUCUAGUCAGCCAAUCCCUGCAAAUGCCACAGCUCAUCUGAUUCAAACAACAAUUGAGGAGUUACUUGCAGUCAAAUGCAAACUGGAACCCCUUUCAGCUAACAUCCUUCUCCGACUUGGAUUUGAACGAGGCCCAGAAGUUUCCAGCUCUGAUGGGGACCUCACCAGUGGGACGGAGCCCUUCUGUGGCAGGUUCAGCCUCCGUCAGCCUCGACACAUUGUCCUAACUCCCUCGGCUGCCCAGAAGGGCUAUCGGCUGGAUCAGUAUACACAGCUGUGUCUUGCAUACAAAGGCCACACAAACAAGAUCCUGAAGAUGACUGUGUCCUUCACAAUUGGCUUUCAAAACAUGGUGAAGAACACCACCUGUGACUGGAGUCUCAUGAGGACCAGCCCCAAGAGCUGGCAGUUCCGCUGCACUGACCUCUGGGAGACGUGUGUGCGUUGCUCCGGGGAUCUCCAGCCCCCUCUGGCAAACUCCCCAGUGCUGGUUCAUCAGAUUGACCUUCUCCCACUGGCUCAGGAGACAGGCCUGUUCUAUGUGGAUGAAAUUAUUAUUGCAGACACAAACUUAACAGUUUCUCAAGCUGAUUCUGGAACGGCUCGCCCAGGGGGGAAUCUCGUGGAAUCAGUCUCUGUGGCGGGAUCCCCUCCGGUCUACAGUGUCACCUCCUGGCUGGCGGGGUGUGGCACGGAGCUCCCGCUCAUCACUGCACGCUCUGUGCCCACUGAAGGAAUAGAACAGGGAUCUGGACUGGCCCUGGUGACGACCCAGAGACGACAGCGGACGAGUCCACCUCUAGGAGGACACUUUCGCAUCCAGCUUCCUAAUACAGUGAUUUCUGAUGUCCCUGUACACAUUUCUGCUCAUCACCUUCACCAGCUAUUACAGAAUAAUGCUGAUGACUUCACAUCCAGGUACCUCAAUGCCAGUGACUUCACCGUGAAGGAGGAUGUAAACACUUGCUACGAACACGUAUGGACCUUGUCCUGGUCCACUCAGACUGGGGAUCUGCCCAAUUUUAUCAGGGUCUCUGAUGAAAACCUUACUGGAGUGAACCCUGCUGCAGCCACUCGUGUGGUAUAUGAUGGUGGAGUUUUUCUUGGACCCAUAUUUGGAGACAUGUUGGCUACUGCCAACCAGCAUAGUCAGGUGGUUGUGCGAGUGAAUGACAUACCAGCUUAUUGCUCAGGUUCCUGCUCUUUCCAGUACCUCCAAGGGUCAACUCCCUGGGUCCAUUCUGUGUGGUACUCCAUUGAUGGUGACAUCAACCUAAUGGUUUAUAUUACCGGAACUGGUUUCUCUGGUGACUCCCAGUACUUGGAGCUUACAGUGAAUAAAACAAAUUGCAAAGUUAUUUUCUCAAACCAGACCAAUGUAGUCUGUCAGAUAGACUUGCUACCUGUUGGAGUGCAUCGGAUCUUGAUGUUGGUGAGACCCUCUGGACUUGCUGUCAAUGCCACUGGAGAAGACCUCUUCCUGAAUGUGGAACCCAGACUGGAUGCUGUGGAGCCUUCCACAGCUGCAGAGACUGGAGGGCUCUGGGCCACCAUCCGAGGCUCUAGUUUGGAAGGCGUUAGCCUGGUAUUAUUUGGAUCUUACUCAUGUGCCAUCAAUGUCACUAUAAGCAAUUCAAGCAGAAUUCAGUGCAAAGUUCCACCCAGGGGGAAAGAUGGACACAUUGUGAAUGUGACUGUGAUCAGAGGGGAUUAUUCUGCAGUUCUUCCCAGAGCAUUUACAUAUGUCUCUUCGUUAAAUCCAGUUAUCGUGACUCUGAGCAGAAACACAAGCAACAUAGCAGGCGGUGAAACUCUGGUCAUUGGAGUGGCGUUGCUGGUGAACUACACGGAUUUGGAUGUGGAAGUCCACAUCCAGGAUGCCUUGGCUCCGGUUCACACGCAGGCAGCUUGGGGCCUGGAGGUGGCACUGCCACCACUGCCAGCUGGCCUCCACAGAAUUUCCGUCUCUAUCAAUGGGGUCAGCAUUCGCUCACAAGGGGUUGAUCUCCACAUCCGGUACAUCACAGAAGUUUUCAGCAUUGAGCCUUGCUGUGGGUCCCUCUUGGGAGGGACCAUCCUCAGCAUCUCAGGAAUAGGCUUCAGCAGGGACCCAGCUUUGGUUUGGGUACUUGUAGGCAAUCGGUCCUGUGAUAUUGUGAACUUAAUGGAGGCGAGCAUCUGGUGUGAAACCCCGCCAGCCCCCCAGAUGCCCCAUGCAGGCACUCCCACUGUCCCAGCUGCCGUGGAGGUCUGGGUCGGUAACAGGUCCUUCACCAGUGGUCCUUCACCAAGCUUGGUGGGAAACAGUUUCACCUUCACGUAUGAAGCAGCGGCAACACCGCUCGUCACUGCCCUGCAAGCAGAAAUCACAAAUAGCAGCGUGCGCCUGUGUGUGGGAGGAAGUAACCUCUCCAACUCAGUCAUCCUCCUGGGGAGGCUGAACUGCGAUGUCAAUACACAGUCCUUCCAGAGCAACGCGAGCCUGUCUGGAUGCUCCAUCCCUCUUCACAGUCUGGAAGCGGACAUCUAUCCUCUCCAAGUACGUCACAAGCAGAUGGGAUUUGCUAAUAUGUCUGCGGUGCCCCAGCAAUUUGCAAUGACACCUCGGAUAAUGGCCAUUGUCCCAUCGCAGGGCUCGGCAUGCGGCGGGACCAUACUUACUGUGAGGGGGUUGCUUUUUAACUCUAGAAGGAGGUCAGUUCGGGUUGACCUGUCGGGUCCUUUUACUUGUGUGAUUUUGCGUUUGGGAGACCGUACCAUUCUCUGCCAGGUUACUCUGGCGGGUGACCCCUUGCCUGGAGCUUCCUUUACCCUGAAUGUCACAGUCCUGGUCAAUGGGCUAACCAGUGAGUGUCAGGGCAAUUGCACUUUCUUCGUGCAGGAAGAGGCAAGUCCUGUUAUGGACGCCUUGACCACAAACACCAGUGGGUCACUGACUACUGUGCUGAUGAGGGGUCAGAGGUUAGGCACCACAGCUGAUGAGCUGAUGGUAUUUGUGGAUGAUCAACUUCCUUGCAAUGUAACUUUUUUAAAUGCAAGCCACGUGGCAUGCCAGAUGAGAGACUUGGCCCCAGGACUCCACUACCUGUCAGUUUUUUAUGCAAGAAAUGGAUAUGCUUGUACUGGUAAUGUUUCCAGACACUUCUACAUUAUGCCUCAAGUGUUUCAUUAUUUUCCUAAGAAUUUCAGCAUACAUGGCGGAGGCCUCUUGACCAUAGAGGGCACAGGCCUGAGAGGACAGAACACCACGUCUGUCCACAUUGACCAGCAGACCUGCCUGAUGGUGAACAUCAGUGCUGAGCUCAUCCAGUGCAUUGUUCCCACAGGGAAUGGCUCUGUUGCUCUGGAAAUAGAGGUGGAUGGACUUUUGUAUCACAUAGGAGUCGUUGGUUACAGCAAUGCCUUUACCCCAGAACUGCUCUCUAUUUCUCAGAGGGAUGACAUCUUAACUUUUGCAGUGGCCCAGAUCUCAGGAGCUGCAAACAUUGACAUUUUUGUAGGGAUGUCACCCUGCGUGGGUGUCUCUGGUAACCACACCGUUCUCCAAUGUGUGGUCCCUUCCCUUCCGGCCGGGGAGUACCAUGUCAGAGCCUAUGACUACAUCAGAGGGUGGGCCUCAUCUGUCCAGGUGUUCACCUCAAGAGUUAUUAUCACAGCUGUGACUGAGAACUUUGGCUGCCUGAGUGGAAGGCUGGUGCAUGUGUUUGGAGCAGGAUUUUCUCCAGGGAAUGUCUCAGCUGCUGUGUGUGGUGCUCCCUGCCGAGUCCUGGCUAAUGCUACAGUGUCUGCCUUCAGCUGCUUGGUUCUGCCCCUGGAUGUGUCCUUGACUUUCCUGUGUGACGUGAAGCAUGAGGAGGACAGCUGUGAGGCCGCCAGACACACCUAUGUGCAGUGUGAUUUUACAGUUGCCGUGGGGACAGAGCAACUGCUCAAAUCGUGGCCUUACCUCUACAUUUGCGAGGAAAGUUCCCAAUGCCUCUUUGUGCCAGAUCAUUGGGCAGAGUCAAUGUUUCCAUCGUUCUCAGGCCUCUUUAUCAGCCCUAAAGUGGAAAGAGAUGAAGUUCUCAUCUAUAAUAGCUCCUGUAACAUUACCAUGGAAACUGAGGCAGAGAUGGAGUGUGAGAUGCCCAAUCAGCCAAUUACCGUCAAGAUUACUGAGAUACGGAAACGCUGGGGCCAGAACACUCAGGGCAACUUUCCUUUACAGUUCUGCCGGAGAUGGUCCAGGACUCACAGCUGGUUUCCUGAAAGGCUGCCACAAGAUGGCGACAACGUCACAGUGGAGAACGGCCGAUGGCUUCUGCUGGACACGAACACAAGCAUCCUUAACUUACUGCACGUUAAAGGGGGCAAGCUGAUUUUCCUGGCCCCAGGACCCAUCGAGCUCAGAGCGCAUGCCAUCCUUGUUUCUGACGGUGGAGAGCUCCGGAUUGGAUCCAAAGACAAGCCAUUCCAAGGCAGAGCUCAGAUCACACUCUAUGGGAGUCCCCACUCAAUUCCCUUCUUUCCCUAUGGAGUCAAGUUCCUGGCUGUGAGGAAUGGAACUCUUUCCCUGCAUGGUUCACUACCAAAAGUAAUUGUCACCCAUCUUCGAGUAGCUGCUCAUGCCCGAGACACAGUGUUGGCUUUAGAAGAUGCUGUGGACUGGCACCCUGGAGAUGAAGCUGUCAUCAUCAGUGGAACCAGUGUUGAAGGUGCCAGACCAGUGGAAGAGAUUGUCAUUGUAGAAACUGUGCAGGAUACAGACCUCUAUCUUAAGUCACCUUUGAGGUAUUCUUACAACUUGACAGAGAAUUGGGUGGCUGGAGAGCACCAUAUUUUAAAGGCCACUGUGGCUCUGCUCAGCAGGAGUAUUACCAUACAAGGAAAUCUCACUAAUGAGAGGGAGAAGCUGCUUGUUUCAUGCCAGGAGGCCAAUGCUCCAGAAGGUCAUUUGCAGCACUGUUUGUACUCCAUGAGUGAGAAGACUCUGGGAUCCAGGUAUAUGGGAGCCAGAGUCAUUGUUCAGUCCUUCCCAGAAGAGCCCAGUCGGGUCCAGUUGAAGGGAGUGCAGUUAAGAGUCUUGGGGCAAGCCUUCCAUAAGCAUCUGAGCUCACUGAUUCUGGUGGGCACCAUGAGAGAGUCUUUCAUACAGGGCUGCACAGUGUGGAACUCCUUCAGUAGAGGCCUCAGCAUGUGUAGGACCUUGGGCCUGAAGGUGGACAGUAACGUAUUCUACAAUAUUUUAGGUCAUGCACUGCUGGUUGGGACAUGCAUGGAGAUGAGACAUAUCUCUUGGGAGGCAAUUGGUGGAAGGAAAGAUGACUGGUCGGGACAUGGAAAUACAAUAAGAAACAACAUAAUCAUCCGGGUUUCUGGUGCUGAGGGACUCUCCAAUCCUGAAAUGUUGACACCAUCUGGCAUCUAUAUCCGCAGUCCCACGAAUGUUAUAGAGGGGAACAGAGUGUGUGCUGCUGGCUAUGGCUACUUUUUCCAUCUCGUGACCAGCCAGACAUCACGAGCUCCACUUCUUUCCUUCACUCAGAACAUUGCACAUUCUUGUACCAGGUGUGGUCUCUUUGUAUACCCUAAAUUUCAGCCACCUUGGAAUAAUGUCACUGGCACCACCCUGUUCCAGAACUUUACAGUUUGGGAAAGUGCAGGUGGUGCCCAGAUUUUUAGAAGUAGCAAUCUUCACCUGAAAAACUUCCAAGUUUAUUCAUGCAGAGAUUUUGGAAUUGACAUCUUGGAAAGUGAUGCAAAUACUUCAGUUACUGACAGCUUAUUACUUGGUCAUUUUGCCCACAAGGGAAGCCUGUGUAUGUCAUCUGGGAUUAAAACUCCUAAAAGAUGGGAACUGAUGGUGUCUAACACGACCUUUGUUAAUUUUGAUCUCAUCAACUGUGUGGCCAUUAGAACCUGUUCAGGCUGUUCCCGAGGACAAGGUGGAUUUACUGUGAAGACUAGCCAGUUGAAGUUUACAAACUCUUCAAACUUAGUGGCAUUUCCGUUUCCUCAUGCAGCAAUUUUGGAAGACUUGGAUGGGUCUCUGUCUGGGAAAAAUAGGAGUCACAUUCUUGCUUCUAUGGAAACGCUUUCAGCUUCUUGUUCGGUCAAUGCAAGCUUUGGUCGUGUUGUCCAUGGCAGUGCCUGUGGAGGAGGUGUUCUUUUUCAUCGUAUGUCAAUUGGUUUAGCAAAUACUCCUGAGGUUUCUUGUGAUUUAACCAUGACUGACAGCAGAAAUAAAACAACUACUGUCAAUUAUGUACGUGAUACAUUGUCUAACCCUUAUGGCUGGAUGGCCCUGCUCUUGGACCAAGAGACCUACUCAUUGCAUUUCGAGGACCUGUGGAUCAACAGAUCUCUGCAGUACUCAGCAACCUUUGACAACUUUGCUCCUGGUAAUUACCUAUGGCUGGUGCACACAGAUUUGCCGCCCUACCCUGACAUCCUCCUAAAAUGUGGGAGUCGAGUGGGUCUGUCUCUUCCAUUUCUUCCAUCACCAGCUCAGAACCAAGGCUGUGACUGGUUCUUCAGUAGCCAGUUGAGGCAACUCACCUAUCUGGUUUCAGGUGAAGGCCGAGUUCAAGUAAUUCUCCAGGUGAAGGAAGGCAUGCCCCCAACUAUUUCAGCUUCUACUUCUGCACCUGACUCAGCUUUAAAAUGGUCCCUCCCCGAAACAUGGCAAGGUGUUGAAGAAGGCUGGGGAGGACACAACAAUACCAUUCCAGGCCCUGGAGAUGACGUUCUCAUUUUACCCAACAGAACUGUCCUUGUGGAUACAGAUCUUCCAUUCUUCAAAGGGCUGUAUGUGAUGGGGACCUUAGACUUCCCUGUGGACAGAAGCAAUGUUCUGAGUGUGGCAUGCAUGGUCAUUGCAGGUGGAGAGCUGAAAGUUGGUACUUUAGAAAAACCCUUAGAAAAGGAACAAAAGCUUCUGAUUCUCCUUAGAGCCUCAGAGGGAGUCUUCUGUGACCGUUUGAAUGGAAUUCAUAUUGAUCCAGGAACAAUUGGGGUUUAUGGGAAAGUUCAGCUUUACAGUGCUUAUCCUAAAAACUCCUGGACACAUCUUGGAGCUGACAUUGCCUCAGGAAAUGAGAGACUCAUACUAGAGGAUGCAGUGGAUUGGCGCCCCCAUGACAAAAUCGUCCUUAGCUCAUCUUCUUAUGAGCCUCAUGAAACAGAGGUCCUCACUGUGAAAGAAGUCAAAGGCCACUAUGUGAGGAUCCAUGAACGGCUCAAGCACCGACACAUUGGAAGUGUCCAUGUCAUGGAGGAUGGCCGACACAUUCAUUUGGCUGCUGAAGUUGGGCUGUUGACCCGAAAUAUACAAAUUCAGCCUGACGUAUCAUGUAGGGGGAGACUACUUGUGGGGUCCUUCAGGAAGUCCAGCCGAGAAGAAUUUUCAGGUGUCCUUCAACUUCUUAAUGUGGAAAUUCAGAACUUUGGGUCAUCACUGUACUCAUCUGUCGAAUUCAGUAAUGUGUCAACAGGAUCCUGGAUCAUCUCAUCUACUCUGCACCAGAGCUGUGGCGGGGGCAUUCAUGCAGUUGCUAGUCAUGGAGUACGUUUAAAUGACAAUAUUGUGUUUGGCACAGCUGGCCAUGGCAUUGAUUUAGAGGGUGAGGCCUAUUCUCUCGCUAAUAACCUUGUGGUUCUGAUGACACAGCCAGCGUGGUCCAACAUUUGGGUGGCAGGAAUCAAAGUGAACCAGGUAAAGGACAUCAACCUCCAUGGCAACGUUGUGGCAGGAUCAGAGAGACUUGGCUUUCACAUCCGAGGCUACAAAUGCUCCUCUUGUGAGGUGCUUUGGUCUGACAACGUGGCCCACUCAAGUCUUCAUGGCCUUCAUCUCUAUAAGGAAAGUGGACUCAACAACUGUACCAGAAUCUCUGGCUUCUUGGCUUUCAAGAACUUUGACUAUGGUGCCAUGUUACAUGUAGAGAACAGUGUAGAGAUAGAGAACAUCACCCUGGUAGACAAUACUAUUGGUCUUUUGGCAGUAGUGUAUGUAUUUUCUGCUCCACAAAACUCCAUUAAAAAUGUGCAGAUUGUGCUUAGGAACUCAGUCAUUGUCGCCACCAGCUCUUCUUUUGACUGCCUUCAGGACAAAGCGAAGCCUCACUCUGCUAACUUGACAUCAUCAGAUAGAGCUCCUUCCAAUCCAAGAGGAGGUCGAAUUGGUAUUCUGUGGCCUGUAUUCACCUCAGAGCCAAAUCAGUGGCCUCAGGAGCCAUGGCACAAAGUGAGGAAUGACCAUUCAAUUUCAGGAAUCAUGAAGCUUCAGGAUGUUACCUUUUCUAGUUUUGUGAAGAGUUGCUAUAACGAUGACCUGGAUGUCUGCAUUCUACCAAAUGCAGAAAACACUGGAAUCAUGCACCCAAUAACAGCAGAGAGGACCACGAUGCUAAAGAUGAAAGAUAAAAACAAGUUCUACUUUUCUCCAUUACAACCCAGGAAAGAUUUUGGAAAAGUAGUCUGCCCUGAAUUAGACUGUGCAAGUCCGAGAAAGUAUCUCUUCAAGGACCUGGAUGGGAGAGCCCUGGGCCUGCCUCCACCAGUUUCUGUAUUUCCUAAAACAGAGGCAGAAUGGACUGCAUCCUUCUUCAAUGCAGAGUUGAAGUCUGCUAAUCUGCUGCCAAUACACCUGUGUUACAGGAAUGCUAAGUCAUUAUGUGAUCUCACAGCCUUACUGCUGUGCCUUCUGAGAUUGCCUGUGUCUGUGUCAAAGGUGCAGAUUCUCAAUGCCCAGCUCUGUGCACAGCUGGAUGGACAAUGCUCUCCCAGCUCGGGCACUUGGGCCUGA